CGCACAGAAAACCAUCAACAUCGACGGACAUGUGAUAACUAAACACCGCAGCAAUCCAGCGGACCCGGGUGAUCUAGACUUCUCCGCGGAAGAACUAAGUACCGUACUACACGCACUCUACAAACACAUUGAGGGGCGCUACAACUUCCCACUGCAGACGAAGGUGAAGAAAGUGAAAGCAACCGAUGACACGGCAAACACCAGAGCGGCAGAGAGCAUCACAUGCGACGUAAGGAAGCGCACAUAUGUCGACAUCUCUAAGUACACAUGUACGGCGCCAGAGGCUCGGGACGCUCUCUGCGCAGCAGCUGUGAAUGCUUCACGGACGUGCUGGUGUUGUCUGUUGCCAAGGAACAAGGUUGCUAGGCAACCGCGCAAGCUGAUGGAAUGUAGUGGAGGCAUACCCAAAAGAAGUAAACGAAGGCGGUUAACGGACGCAUCAGCCGUCAACGACUUGUCUGCAGACGACAUCGCAGCGGUCCUCAGCGCACUGAAUGCAGUGGUGGACUCCGCUCAUUACUUCGCUGUACAUCGUACCAGCCCUUACACUAGCGCAAGGACCCCUACAAAGACCCCUAUAAAGACGCCCAAGAAGGCCCCUACAGUGUCUGGCGGCGCGGUAUCGUACACAGACGCUCUGGCUGCUAUGCUUCAGACGGUGCAGAAGGAGGUAGAGCCCACAGUGGCUGAGACGACCACCCAGCACACUGAGGACACAACGAAGUACUCAGAUACGAGGCCAUCCCAUAAGCAGGGUAGGGGAAUGCAGGCGCACAUGGGUAAAUCAGCCCCCCUCGUGUCCUAUUGGAUACGUAUAUUUACGCAAUCUAAGGGUGCUGUAGACAUGGACAAUGCAUGGGCAAAUAUGGCGGUGCGGCAGGAGCAGAUACCUCAGCCAACCAAGGCGCUGGAAUACUCGCCGUCACAGGCAUCGGACAGGCAGCAGAAACUCAAGGACGCUUCUGUGAGUGGAUCGCUUGUUGUGAGCAACGCAGCUGAAUGGAGGAGCGCUACAAACCACUCUAGGGAUAUCAGUGAGGCGGUCCAACACGUGGAGACUACGUUCAUAGCCAAAGCGCCACUGUCCAGACAUCCGCUGAUCGAUGUCGCACGCUCAUUCCGCACCUGACAAGUACAUGACUCAAUAUAUUGCUCCGGCAAUAGAGACUUAGUACUCUGGUCUACUUUUCGUCCGGAGUUUUGAAUCAGUCGGGGAUCGAAUGCCCAGACAAAGUUUUCAGGUAGUGUGUCGGAUAUGGACAUCGCUUUUUGCUUUCUUAUUGAAGUGCUUUCGAUGGCAAAUUCCUUCAACCCAGGACUCACACAAACAAUGUCAUUGCAAGAUCAAGUUAGCAAACGCUUUCGAUGGCAAAUUUCUUUAACCCAAAACUCUCACAAACAAUGUCAUUGCAAGAUAAAUUUAGCCAAUUUGGCCUCUUGUUGAGAAGUAUCAACCACGCACCAUAAUGAGUACAAGCAUGUGCGACAGACUCGCUAAAAUACAAAAAAAAUUGGGCCCCAGUGUGCACUGACUUAGAAGCACUAAUAUAGCUUGUAUAUGUUAUUUGGGUGGGUAUACGUGUAUACGGCUGUUGUAUCCAGCUUGCUAUAAACACAGCUAUGCUACCGACCAUCUUUGGCCUUCAACACGCAGCACUUUUUAAAAUACACAUUAAUCGACAUUCUUUUUCCUGUGGAGACACGAGUAUGAGUCGUCAGGAAUGUUUAUUUUUGACUGUUAAAAAAUAAAUAAGUGAAGUGUAUUAUACCUGUCGGUGUCUUAUCAUUGAUCAGGUGUCCAAUGUCCA
Molecule: messenger RNA, 1808 nt
Organism: Sphaeroforma arctica JP610
Lineage: Eukaryota; Ichthyosporea; Ichthyophonida
Exons: 5
Source: RefSeq, a predicted model, not a curated record